Meleagris gallopavo (turkey) is the source of this 1365-nucleotide messenger RNA. It is a transcript of the gene RBM48, whose product is annotated as RNA binding motif protein 48. Gene Ontology annotation, molecular function: nucleic acid binding. Lineage: Eukaryota; Metazoa; Chordata; Aves; Galliformes; Phasianidae. Gene Ontology annotation, cellular component: nucleoplasm. The record is from RefSeq and is a predicted model, not a curated record.
AUGAAGCUCUGCGACCACGAGUAUUUGGGCCUCUUGAGGCGAGCGGAGCCGUGGGGAGCCCGUUUCAGCAAGGCCGAGUGCCAGGCGCACCACCAGCAGCUGGGCGCCUGCGGAUCGCGCGCCAAGUACCGCGAGGGGCGGCGGCCCAGGGCCGUCAAGGUGUAUACCAUCAACUUGGAAUCUCGUUAUUUACUGAUCCAGGGCGUUCCUGCGUUAGGUGUCAUGAAGGAAUUAGUGGAGCAGUUUGCCUUGUACGGUGCCAUAGAAGAGUACCACGCCCUAGAUGAAUAUCCCGCGGAGCAAUUCACUGAAGUUUAUCUUAUAAAAUUCCAGAAUCUGCAAUGUGCGAGGGUGGCCAAGAAAAAAAUGGAUGAACGCAGUUUCUUUGGGAGUUUGCUGCACGUGUGCUAUGCUCCAGAAUUUGAAACAGUCCAAGAAACUAGGGAGAAGCUGCAGGACAGAAGGAAGUAUAUAGCAAAAGCAACAAAUCAAAGAGAUUGCUUUCUGUUGAAGAAAACAGAGGGGCCUAGGAAGACCAAGCCUGACUGUCAGUGGAGCACAUCAGGAUCAUAUGCAGCUAGUCACUGGGAUCCAUCCUGCUUUCCAGAUUCUCAUGGGGUGUCCCAAAACAUGGAAUAUCCUUCUAGCAAUCACAGUCAGGGCCUAUUGACUUUUCCCCAGUGUGACAACCACAGUGCUGAAAUCUCUGGGAACUUUGGUCAAAGCACAGCCCUAUCUCUGAAGACACAUCCAGGAGGAUGUGCUUCACCAGUGCCUUUAAUUCAGCAAAGAACAGUUCCAGCUGAUAAUGGAACUGACAGGUUUAUGCCUCGUACAACUCACCUGCAGGAACGUAAGAGGAAGAGAGGAGAGGGUAACAAAUCUGCUCUCACUGAAACAAAUGUGGACAAUACUGACAUUAUUGGUCCACAGCUACCAGAAAUACCUAAAGUGGAUAUGGAUGAUGAUUCACUGAAUACUUCAGCUACAUUGAUUCGAAAUAAAUUGAAAGAGGUAGCAGAGUCUGUUUCGAGUACAUCUGUGGAAAAGCCAGGCACUAGUGCCACCAAGCCACUAGUAAAGCAGAGAAGAAGAAUAUAGAUACUGCUGGCAGCAUCCUUCUACAGUUCUUUAUAGAGGAUAUAAUUAAAAUACUUAAUUUUGUUUUUUAAAUUAAAAAAGAAGUGUUUUAUAUUGCAUUUUCAAGCAAUUCCUUGUUAAAAAUAGUACCAGUAUAAAAACUAAACCAGCAUAAUACUGUAGCAACCUUGUCCUGUGCAUUUAAAGAACUGCAAUUAAGUAAAGUAAUAAAAGCAAAUUCUAUUUAUUCCAUAGCUUUUACAAUAAAGGAAUAUUAAAACUUAA